Molecule: messenger RNA, 1050 nt
Organism: Cyclocybe aegerita
Lineage: Eukaryota; Fungi; Basidiomycota; Agaricomycetes; Agaricales; Hemipholiotaceae
Source: the annotation of a GenBank genome assembly
AUGGAUCAGCUGACAAUUUUACUGAGGGUGGUUGUACCCCUCUCCAAAAUACUGAGCUUCAAUCACACACGCGCGGCAAGCCGUCUGCCUUCUUUCUCUCAACCCCCAUCUGUUCGAGCCAUGGGUCUGUUCUGGAUGUUUUUGAAGUAUAAUCAACGGCUUCUAGUUUAUCCAGACGGGUUCCACUUCGACAACGAAAGACGCGAAAUUAUGACUCCACUGGAAUUCUUCAUGCCUUAUGAAGAUGUGGAACUGAGAACCAAGGACAAAGUCACGCUUAGAUGCUACCUCAUGCUUCAGACAAGCAAGGCCGCAAGAGCAACUGUCAUAAUGUUCCACGGGAACGCUACGAACCAAGGAGAGGUCCUUGACCUUGCACAUCGAUUCCAUCGCGCAAAUUUUCACGUCUUCACCCUGGAGUAUAGAGGGUAUGGGCUUUCGGAUGGGGCACCCUCAGAGAGCGGCAUUCGACUGGAUGCUCAAGCCGCCCUUGAUUUCGUGUCAGGCCAUCCAACAUUAUCACAGCUUCCAAUAGUGAUCUAUGGCCAAUCUCUCGGGGGUGGCGUCGCGAUAGACGCCACGAGUCGCAAUUCCGGAAAGAUCAAAGCCCUCAUCAUCGAAAACACCUUUACAUCGAUACCCAACGUCAUCAAAGGCUGGCAUGUUAUCGGAUACUUCUCAUUUCUCGCAACACAGCGAUGGCCGUCCGCCUCCCGGCUAGAGUCGAUACCUGCGUCCUUGCCCAUCCUCAUGCUCAGCGGCACGCUGGAUGCCGUCAUUCCGCAGCACCACAUGCACACUCUAUGGGACGUGGCUUCGAAACGUGGUCAGCCGAAGGGUAAUCUACUGAACGCGGUGACCUGUGGGACGAUGAGUCGUAGGGGAAGCAUGCUUGUAGCGGAGGAUGAGGAAGUGUCUGGAAAGGAGUGUGGUGUCCCUGCAGUGAAGGACAAGUUCAAGAAGUUCUCCCGUGGAUCGCAUAAUGAUACAUGCCUUCAACCAGAAUACUGGACCACUGUAUUCGAUUUUUUGGAUGACAUCCUCUCGUAA